Messenger RNA from Siniperca chuatsi (mandarin fish), 5381 nucleotides. RefSeq lists its product as uncharacterized. The record is from RefSeq and is a predicted model, not a curated record. Bases 306 to 3065 code for a protein of 919 amino acids. The transcript is spliced from 3 exons. Gene Ontology annotation, biological process: DNA integration. NCBI's taxonomy places the organism in Eukaryota, Metazoa, Chordata, Actinopteri, Centrarchiformes, Sinipercidae. Gene Ontology annotation, molecular function: nucleic acid binding.
GUACCAGGAGUGAAGCAGGUGGAGGGGGUAGAGGAGGAGGGGCAGCUGUCAGUGUCCCAGAUGGAGGCAGAGUUUGUCCAGCUGACCUUCAGAAAGCAGGUGUCCUACAGUCUCCAGAUUGUGCCGCUCUAUCUCCCGGCUCCAGUCCAUCUCGUAUCUCCUGAGUGUGCCGCUCCGAAUCCUGGCUCCCGUCUGUCUCCUGUGUCCGGAGCUCCUGUGUGUUCCCCGUCUUCGGUGUGUGGCGCCCCAGUGCCCACACACCUCUGCCAUCAAAGACCGGACCACGAAAAACAACUAUACACAGCAUGAGUACCUCGGAUCCAGUACAGGAGUUAUUGGAGAUUCUACGCCGGGGUCUCAUCGCUUCCUCACCAUCUACCUCCACCUCCGAUGCUUCCGCUUCCGCUCCGGUCACUCCAGCAGUUCCGCCAUGUCCCAGUCCCAUGGCCAAACCAGCGCCAUUCUCUGGCCUGGCGGAGGACUGCAAUGGAUUUAUUCUACAAUGUUCCCUGGUCCUGGAGAUGCAAUCUUCCUUGUAUCCCACUGAGCGCUCCAAAGUGGCUUUCGUCAUCUCUCAGCUACAGGGGAGAGCGUUGCAGUGGGCCGAGUCUAUCUGGUCCCAAGACGGUUCUGUCACUCAAUCCCUGAUGAGUUUCCUGGAGCACUUCCGCGAGGUGUUCGGAAGACCAGCUGGAGACUCCUCGGCCGGAGAAAAGUUAUAUCAACUAAAACAAGGUCAGCGGUCGAUCCAGGACUACGCCCUGGAAUUCCGAACCCUCGCGGCAGCCAGUGGAUGGAACGAGCAGUCCCUGAUCACCACCUUCCAUCAGGGAUUGGAACCCCGGGUAAGAUUGCAUCUCGCUGCAUACGAGGACACCAUCGGCCUCGAACGGUUUAUCCAGUUAGCCAUCUGGGUGGCUACUCGUAUGCAGACGUGUUUCUCAGAACACCAGGACCAGCCAUCACUCACGCGCAACCUCCGUCAGCCAGAGAAACUCCGCCCUCCAGAACCAGAACCCGAACCCAUGCAGUUGGACUCCUACCGACUAACCUCGACGGAGCGGCAGAGACGGCUGACCCGAGGAUUGUGCUUGUACUGUGGAGCUUCUGGACAUAAUAGGGCCACCUGUCCAGUGAGACCACCACGUCCCAUGGUGAGUGUAAUUCUUCCUAGUCUCCCAUGCAGUAAACCCCUGUCUACCGAAAUAACUCUGGUGACCCAAAAUUUUUCCAUUCCAGUACAAGCCCUCAUUGAUUCCGGGUCAGCCGGCAAUUUCAUCUCCGGUUCCCUCUGCCGUCAACUCGGCAUCAAGACAUUCAUCACACCCACCAGUUACCAGGUCCGAGCCAUACCUGGGAAAGCCAUCAGUCGCCGCGGCAUUCAGAGGGCUACCUAUGCUGUCACCAUCCGGGUAGGCCUGCUGCAUGAGGAACAACAGCACUUAAUGGUUCUGGAGGGUUCAACUGCAGAGGUAAUCUUAGGGCGCCCAUGGUUGGAACAACAUGACCCCAUCAUUUCCUGGGCUACAGGUGAAGUACUGAAAUGGGGUAAGUCCUGUUUCCCUGGCUGUUUCCCUCGUCGACCCAAACCAUCGUCAUCCCACCUUCAUAGGCUUCACUUGUGCACCACCUCCAUCGAAAGUCCCAGAGAGAAGCAGUCAGUGGAAAUCCCACCAUGCUACGCCGCCUAUAAGGAUGCCAAUGGAACCCUCUCGCUGCUACGGGAACGCUUCUGGUGGCCAAGCAUGGCAAGGGAUGUGAGAAGGUACGUCCAGGGUUGUACUGAAUGUGCCAUGUCUAAAUCUCCACGUCAUCUUCCCGCAGGCAAACUAUGUCCCCUGGCGACGCCCAAUAGACCCUGGUCACACCUAGGAGUGGACUUCAUCACAGAUCUCCCUCCUUCAGACAACAACACCUGUGUCCUUGUGGCCGUGGACCGGUUCUCGAAGUCCUGCCGCCUCAUCCCACUUCGAGGACUACCCACGGCUAUGGAAACAGCUAAGUGCAUCUUUAACCAUGUCUUUCGAUACUACGGAUUACCGGAGGAUAUAGUUUCAGAUCGAGGACCACAAUUCAUCUCCCGGUUCUGGAAAGCCUUCUUUUCACUCCUGGGUGUGACUGUCAGCCUCUCCUCUGGCUAUCAUCCCCAAAGCAACGGUCAGACGGAGAGGAAGAUUCAGGACAUUGGGCGUUUUCUACGUACCUUCUGCCAUGACCACCAGGACUCUUGGAACCAGUUCCUGGGCUGGGCCGAGUACGCCCAGAACUCUCUGCGUCAACCAUCCACUGGACUCACUCCCUUCCAGUGCGUACUCGGUUACCAGCCCCCUCUCUUCCCAUGGUCUGGGGAACCCUUGGAAGUUCCUGCCGUGGACCACUGGUUCCGAGAGAGCGAGAGGGUCUGGGACGCAGCUCAUCAUCAACUCCGGAGGGCACUCUGCAGGCGCAGGCUGACGGCCAAUCAUAGGAGAUCCACCACUCCUAGAUACCUGCCCGGCCAGAAGGUCUGGUUAUCCACCCGUGACAUCAGGAUGCGCCUGCCCUGCAGAAAGCUAAGUCCCAGAUUCAUUGGCCCCUUUACCAUAAUCGAACAAAUCAACCCUGUCACAUAUAAACUCCAGUUACCAGCCCAGUACAAGAUCCAUCCUACUUUCCAUGUCUCACUACUUAAACCGUUUUAUCCUUCUGUUCCUGUCUCCACAGAGCCUGGCGAAACGACAGAUACCCCCUUACCGCUUCUCUUAGAGGAUGGUACCGCUUACCAGGUCCGCGAGAUCUUGGACUCCCGACGCCGUGGUGGCCUUCUGGAAUAUCUGGUGGAUUGGGAGGGGUACGGUCCAGAGGAGAGGUCAUGGGUUCCCCGACAUGACAUUCUCGACCCUUCUCUUCUGACAGAAUUCCACGCUGACCAUCCGGAUCGUCCAGCCCCCCGAGGAAGAGGACGGCCGCCACGACGUCGGGGUCCCCGGUCCUCAGGAGCGGACCGUGAGGGGGGGGGUACUGUUACAGACACGCCAGGCUCCACCUCAUCACAGCCACACCGCACUCCCUCACCGGAAUACUAAUUCCCAACACCUGUCACCCAUCACACACCUGCACUUAAUCAGCCACUCUACUCCCUAUAAAACCCAGCUCCUCACCUCAGUCAGUGUCCGGUCUCGUUUAUACUAAGGACAGAUCAGAGCAGUCUUCCUGUAUAUGCUUCACGGACUCACCACUACGAUUAUUGGAUCUUUCUCCUGAGAACUCUGAACCCCAGCUUCUGUCGAUCUACAGUCUCCAGAUUGUGCCGCUCUAUCUCCCGGCUCCAGUCCAUCUCGUAUCUCCUGAGUGUGCCGCUCCGAAUCCUGGCUCCCGUCUGUCUCCUGUGUCCGGAGCUCCUGUGUGUUCCCCGUCUUCGGUGUGUGGCGCCCCAGUGCCCACACACCUCUGCCAUCAGUAAGAGAAAGGACAGUAUCUAUUCUUCUUUAUAAUACUUCUGUGUUUGCAAUAAACUCUCAGUAUCCUUACCACUCACCUCCGGUUGUUCUGUCCGUAACAGCUACAAUGUGCUUUCACGUGUGCAUUUUAGUCAGUCCGUUGUGCUGCCCUGUAUAAAUGAGCACAAGCUGCAGUUGUUCAGGGAUUAUCAACAGGUCUUACAAUGGAGCAUUACUGACAUUUGUGUUAUUUAUUUGUUCAUAUUGACAAUAUGCCAGUAUUUGAGUGCCUUAACUCUUACAGUAAGAAUUAUGGCCAAACUGUUGAAUGUUAAAAUAUUUCACAAUAAAUGACAAAAAUAUUAUUUUCUACAUUUUUUUGUUUUCCCAGCUGUACCGAAAACGUACCGAACCAUUACCCCAAAACUGAGGUACAUAAGUACGAACCAUGAAUUCUAUGUACCCUUACACCCCUAUCUGUGUCAAAAAUACUUUUUAGGCUGCAGGAGAUUUUUUUAGUUGCUGUACCGUGGCCAAUAGGGCAAAUUGGGAGCAAGGCUGAUGACUAAUGCACUGUAUCCAGCUCUGUUAACUACCACGUGUCUUUUGGGAAACAAAAUCACUGUAGAAGUAAAUGGACUGUAUUUAUGUAGUGCUUUUAUUCCUUAACGGACAAAGCGCUUUACAGUUUUUCUCAUUCACCCAUUCACACUCACUCUCACUUGCUCAAGGACACUUUGACAUGUGGACAGGAGGAGCUGGGGAUCAAACCCUCAACCUAGUGAUUAAUGGAUGAUCCGCCCCAAGUAGAAGUGGAAGAAGCAGGUUGAGGCAAACAUCACAUCAAUGGAAAUUAGAAUAAGUGGACCCCAGUAUGGGACAGAUGGGUUUUCUACCAGUAUGACGACAGUAUGACAUAAAUCAUAUAUACAUCCUCCCUCACAAUAAAGCAUGUCAGAGCCUUAUAGAGGUGUACAGUGAGAAAAGCUAGCUCUCAUUGCAUUGCUACAGAUAGCUAGAAGGCUUGGUCUCACCCCAGUGGAGCAAAACCACAUUGCUGUAGAACACUCUUUAUGUCUGUGUUGUGUAUUUGCAUAGUGUUCCAUUAUUUUUCAUGUAAAUAUUUAACCCAACAGCACAGAGCUCUGGAUAGUCUCACACUCACACACACACACACACACACACACACACAGACAAAACCUAUUUAUUCUUUCCAUGAAGUGCACCCAGGCAGUCCACCUGAGCUGGUUGCCCAUUCAACAGAAGUCUUACACUCUUUUGAACCUAAGAAGUAUUCCUGUAACAGAAGUAUUCCUGUAAGUCCAAAAUCAAUGUCUUUUUCCUCUUAGCUUUCUUACACUUAGUUAAUCUUGUUAUUCCACCACAAGAGCUGUCAGGGAGGAAGUUGGUGAAGAUGGUUGAGCAUACAGUGUUCUCAUGCCAUCUCUUACUACCAGUCAAUGUUUUUUUUAAAAGCAUGUUUUUUAAAGAUUGUUCCAUAACCUUAACCACAUGUUUAUUAUUGUAACCCCUAACCUUAACGCAGUAGUCAUUUUAACCCAAACCGCAAUGUUUCCCUAAUCUUAACAAAGUGCUUAUUUACUAACCAAGUAGUUUUUGUGCCUAAACCCAAUCAAACCUUAACCAUAGCAUUGUCACAUUAGAAAACAGAUUUAUUUUCCAAAAGUGAUGUGUAAAAUUUUGUAAGGCACUGACAGAUAAUGUUGACCUGCUGAUAGGGGUGAAAACCCUUUUAUGUGUGUAGAGGGCUUGGACAAACAACAUAUUUUGUCAUUUAAUUUGGAGGACUUGUGCUGUGAGUAUUCAUGGUCUCCAGAGGAUGAAGCCUAAUGCCUUUGGUGACUGUAGCUUUCUUCCACCACUCUGACAAAAUGUCCACUUGUACACAAGAAUAUUAUAAUAUAAUAACAAGACUUAAUUAAAAUGCAGGCUUGCUUUUCA